Messenger RNA from Haliotis rubra (blacklip abalone), 2046 nucleotides. RefSeq names its product glutamate receptor 4-like. Gene Ontology annotation, cellular component: plasma membrane. The transcript is spliced from 6 exons. Gene Ontology annotation, molecular function: glutamate-gated receptor activity. Bases 55 to 1500 code for a protein of 481 amino acids. Gene Ontology annotation, biological process: monoatomic ion transport. The record is from RefSeq and is a predicted model, not a curated record. NCBI's taxonomy places the organism in Eukaryota, Metazoa, Mollusca, Gastropoda, Lepetellida, Haliotidae.
UUUCCUUGACCUUCACUCGCCGUCCAGCCUCAGAGAAGCAUCGUCCCAUGCAAAAUGGUUUCUCCCUGCUUUCCAGUUUUGGGAUUAUUGCUGAUAAUCUUUGAGGUUUCAGGACAAACGUUGCCCAACUACGAGGUGACAACGAUUGCGAAUGCUCCCCAUGUGAUGGCGAAAGCGAGUGGGUCGGGUUAUGAAGGUAUCAUCAUUGACAUUCUCCAAGAGCUCUCCAAGAGGGCCAACUUCACCUACACCAUCAGACUUGUGAGAGACGGAUCCUAUGGCAGCCCUGUAAGGGGAGGAAAUGGUACUUGGAAUGGAAUGAUUGGGGAAAUUCUUAGAAAUGAGGCCCACAUUGCUGCCGCAGCGAUGACCAUCAUGCCGCAGAGAGCUGCAGUCGUGCGCUUCACGCAGCCCUACGUCGAUGCCGGUCUGAGGAUCCUUUACAAGAGGCCCACUGAUUGGAUGACCAACGAGCCCUUGUUUGUCCUUCUGUCAGUCUUCACUCCCGGGCUGUGGGUCGUGGUCAUUCUACUCAUUGCCGCCAUUUCAGCUCUCCUCCACGUCAUUGCUCGAUUCAGUCCGCUAGAGGACGCUUCACUUGGCGAGAAAAAACGAGAUAACGAGGGACUGACCAUCUUCAACAGCUUCCUGUACACUUUCAGCGUCCUUGGAUGGCAAAACUACACCCCUUCCCCGCGGUCAUUAUCAGGUCGCAUCCUGGUGGCGUUCUGGUGGCUGUUCUCCCUCCUCACCAUCGUCGCCUUCACUGCCAACCUCACCGCCUUCUUCAUGACCAGAGAACCUAACGUCUCCAGGGUUCCUUUCACAUCAUUCUCAGAACUUGUCCGACAGAAGAAAAUCACCUAUGGCGCUUUCAAAUACGGGUCCACCGAGAUGUUCUUCCGGACGACGAGAAUGCCCCUCGCGAGACGGAUGUGGGCGAAGAUGAAUGCCAAGAACACCUUGAUGAGAACCCUUGACCAAGGUAUCAAAAGAGUCAGGGAUGGGAACUUUGCAUUCAUCGUCGAAGGUCCCAUGGCCGCCUAUGCUGCUGGAAAGACGCCGUGUGACCUUACUGUCGUCGGCGAGCCACUGAACGACCGUGGCUACGCGUUUGCUUGUAGUAACAAAACCAACCUGUGUGGAAUUCUCGACCAGAAAAUCCUAGAAUUGAAGGAAGAAGACUUCAUCAUCAACGUCACCAACAAAUGGUCGUCAAGGGGCUGCAAUCUCGACAAGGGGAGGGAACUCAUUUAUGACGGUGUGCCUUUCUUUGACUCUUUCGGCCGGAAAACCGGGUUACUGAAAGACAAGUCUGUGACCCUGAAGAGAUUCGCUUCCGGUUUCAUUUUCCUCUUCCUUGGAAUAUUCUUAGCUGGGCUCUGUCUUGUUGCUGAAAUCAUCUACGCCAAGAAGAGCGGUUACUCUGUCAAUGUGCUUCCGAGUAUGCGGACUUCAGACCAAGAACGAAUCCAAGACUCAUUCGACAGCGGCAGAUAACUCUAGGAUAUAUUUAGACAGUCCAGGACAUUGAGAGUUACCUACCUUGAAGAACACCAACGCAAUUAUUUAAACAGCUGACGGAAAGAGGUGAACUGCGUUAGGAAAUGAUUGUUUGUAUGGACGAUAUGUGUCUGAAAGUCUUUCUUAGGCCAAUUCUUCUUAAAUGGCGUGUUUAUGCUAUUGUGUGAGUGGAUCAGUGUACAUAGGUCAUGAAGAAUAUACUAGUGCCACCUAUCGAUUUUGUUCAUUCAUGUAAAUCCAUAUAUCAAGACUAAAUCUUAACUUGGCCUAGCAGGGAUUGCCCUUGUAUUUUUGUGUUGAUGUGUUUUUAAUGUGAAAGCUAUAUCCUCUGUAGGGAUGGCCCUUUUUGAAAGUAGUGUAUAUAGGUAUCUUAUGUUUUUAGCUGUAUAAUCAUUUAACCCAUGUGAUCCGUCAUUAAGGAAAAUAUUAGUCUUCCGAAUGUGAAUAAAUGUCAGUGAUAUCGUGAACACCAUACCCAGUUAUGUGUAUACACAACCAUCUAAAUAAAAGUCUUGCACAGAA